CCUAAAAUGAAUGGCCAAUGCUUAUAUUGGAUACAGACCGCCAAAAAGAAGCCCUAGGCAGAGGUGCGCGAGAGGGGCUGCUUUCCUUCUCCGAAUGAAUAAUCGCGUUGAUUUCGUGGAUUUUUCCUCCCUCCACUGCUUAUAUUUUAUUCAAAUUCAUCUCUUGAUUGUUUAAUCCACUAAGAAUUCGAAGGGUUUCGUCCUCUCUCAAUCGUCUCCUCCCCCUUUUUUGCCUUCACCAUCGAUCGCCAUGUCCAGAAGGGUUCUAUGCAAGUAUUUUGCACAUGGAGCAUGUUUGAAAGGGGAGUAUUGUGAGUUUUCGCAUGAUUGGACUGAUCCAUCAAACAAUGUUUGUACUUUCUAUCAAAAGGGAAGAUGUGCUUUUGGCAGUCGAUGCAGAUAUGAUCAUGUUAAAGUUUCUCAUGCAGAGUCAUCAGCUUCUUCAAAUUCCCAGCAACCUAUUGUGUCUGAAUCUGUUUCUGUAACUCGCCCCCUUUUAUCAAGCCAACCUUCUACUUUGCCUGGGUCUACUGGAGAGCUGGCAGGUUCAGAGAUAUCUUGUCUUCCCCCCCAAGAUGAACCUGCUUGGGGUGGACAGUCUGAGCAUCAUCCAGAUGAUCUUGAUGAUUGGAGGGAUGGGGAGACAAGGACUGAUGGUCCAUCAGAUAUACCUAUUUGUUCUUUUAUUGCUGGUGGUGGUGUUUGUCCACGCGGUGAAAAUUGCCCUCAUAUUCAUGGGGACAUAUGUCCCACAUGUGGGAAACAAUGUUUACACCCGUUUAGGACUGAUGAAAGGGAGGAGCACAUGAAGGCAUGUGAGAAAAAGCAAAAACAUAUCGAGGCUUUGAAGCAUAGCCAAGAUAUAGAGUGUAGUGUCUGCCUGGAGCGUGUUCUUUCUAAAUCUGAAUUGGGUGAGAGGAAGUUUGGGAUUCUAUCAGAAUGUGAUCAUCCAUUCUGCAUCUCUUGUAUCAGAAACUGGCGCAAUAGUUCAUCUACCUCAGGAAUGGAUGUUAAUAAUGCAUUGAGAGCUUGCCCAAUUUGUAGGAAGUUAUCAUACUUUGUCAUUCCAAGCGUCAUUUGGUAUUCUUCUAAGGAACAAAAGCAAGAGAUUGUUGAUAGCUACAAGACAAGGCUGCGAUCAAUAGAUUGCAAGCACUUUAACUUUGGAAAUGGGAAUUGCCCUUUUGGAAGCAGUUGUUUUUACAAGCAUGCAUAUCGGGACGGUCAGUUGGAAGAGGUCGUCCUGCGUCAUAUUGGAAAUCAAGAUGGUCUCACUGUUAUAGCUAAAGAUAUUAGGUUGUCGGACUUUCUCAGUGACUUGCACAUCAGGUGAAGAGCCAUUCAAUCAGUUUCAGAUGUCGAAUUGCUUGUCGGAGUCCGAUAUCGAGAAAUGGAAGGUGGGUUGCCCAACACGAUGCAUGGAGAAGCUUCGUCUUCUCUGCAUCGAAAUAAAGCUAAAGACACUGAGAAAUGAAGGUCGUAAGUCCAAGCUUAUUUUUCCGAUGAUGGCAAAAUAAAAGGUCACACCUAGUAACACAGCUUAAUAAAAUGUGUGGAAGCUACGGUGCUGUACUUUGAAACAUUGGAAAAUAUCGAAUGUAUUUUGUUUGUAUUUUAAAAAGGAAAGAUAAAAGAAAAAAAAAGUGGGAUUUUCUUGUUAGGGUUGAUGAGGGAAACAAGAGAAAAGUAACCGUUAGAGUUUGGAUCAAAUAUUGUACUCAGAUCAGUUUUCACAGUCAGAGAACUCUUUUUCUUUUUGAAUUAUUAUAAUUAUAGUUGGCUGCUCUUA
Momordica charantia (bitter melon) is the source of this 1789-nucleotide messenger RNA. Its product is annotated as zinc finger (CCCH-type/C3HC4-type RING finger) family protein. The record is from RefSeq and is a predicted model, not a curated record. Gene Ontology annotation, molecular function: ubiquitin protein ligase activity; metal ion binding. Gene Ontology annotation, biological process: protein polyubiquitination. NCBI's taxonomy places the organism in Eukaryota, Viridiplantae, Streptophyta, Magnoliopsida, Cucurbitales, Cucurbitaceae.